AUGGCAACUGGCACUAAAGCACCCUUUGGCGCACCAACUACUGAAAAUGGUGCUUCUGGAAAUACUGGAAACGCUGAAAACUCCAACCACCAACAAAAACCUGAGAGACCUCCUGUCGUGUCCAGAUCACAAAGGGCCGGCUUGCAGUUUCCAGUUGGUCGUGUUCACCGUUAUUUGAAAAAACGAACUUUGAAUAAUGCUAGAGUUGGUGCCAAAGCAGGAGUCUAUUUAGCGGCAAUUCUAGAAUAUCUUACAGCCGAGGUACUCGAAUUAGCAGGGAAUGCUUCAAAAGAUCUGAAAGUGAAAAGAAUUACGCCUCGUCAUUUACAGCUUGCAAUUCGAGGUGACGAAGAACUUGAUACACUGAUUCGGGCUACAAUUGCUGGUGGUGGUGUAUUGCCGAUCUAG
Messenger RNA from Funneliformis mosseae, 408 nucleotides. The record is from the annotation of a GenBank genome assembly. NCBI's taxonomy places the organism in Eukaryota, Fungi, Glomeromycota, Glomeromycetes, Glomerales, Glomeraceae.